AUGGCCACCGUGGACGCGAGCUCGCUCAGGCUCCGCGAGCUGAACGGGAUCAAAGUCUACGAAGUCUCCAGCGCGCGCGCCGCCCCGGAGUGGGCCAAGCUGGAAAAGAGCAAGAGAAAAUUACGAAAGCGAGAGGACUACCAGCGACGGAUCGAGCUGGUGCAAGAUUUGAGCUUCACCGCGUCGAGUUCGAGGGUGAAGACGUCGCCGGAUGGACAGUUUUUGAUCGUCAGUGGGUUGCACCCGCCGCAGGUGAAGUGCUACGACGUCUCGCAAUUGAGCAUGAAGUGGUGCCGGCACAUGGACGCGGAGAUUGUUGAUUUCUGUUGCCUGAGCGAUGAUUACUCGAAAUUGGCGUUUAUUUGUGCCGAUAGAUCAAUCAGGUUUCACGCCAAGUUUGGGAAUUACUACAACACGCGAACGCCCAAGCAAGGGCGGGACGUGUGUUACUCGGAGAACACGGCGGAUUUGUGCGUGGUGGGGAGCUCGAGCGAGGUGUGGAGGUUGAAUCUCGAGCAAGGGCGGUUUUUGCAGCCGUUGGAGAGUAAGUGCGAUGAGUUGAACGUGUGUGGGAUAUCGCCCACGCACGGCUUGUUCGCCGCGGGGAGUGGGGACGGUGAGGUGGAGUGUUUCGAUUUGCGGGCGCGGAAAUCGUGCGCGGCGAUUCGAUGCGUCGAUAGGGACGAUGAGGGCGGCGUGACGGCGCUCCGGUUCGAUCCGAACGGAUUACAGAUGGCGGUCGGCACCGAAGGCGGUUACGUCAGGCUGUUCGACCUGCGAAGCUCUAGGCCGUUGCGCGUGAAGGAUCACAUGAACGGGUUUCCAAUCGUCGACUUGAAGUAUCACACCACCGUGGACGGCGUUCGAAGACUCGUCUCCACCGAUAAGAAGAUUGUGAAGAUUUGGGAAGAGAAGACGGGCGAACCGUACACUUCGAUCGAACCCGGAUACGAAAUCAACGACCUUUGCUUGUGGGACAAGACGGGGCUGAUGAUGAUGGCGCAGGACCACACGCAGUUGAGCGUCUUCUUCACCCCAUCCCUCGGCGCCGCGCCCAAGUGGUGCUCUUUCCUCGAAAACCUCACGGAGGAGAUGGAAGAACGGACCCAGGAGAAUCUAUACGACGACUACAGGUUCAUCACCAGGGAGGAGUUGGAAAAGCUCCACUUGUCGCACUUGAUUGGGACAAAGAUGCUCCGGGCGUACAUGCACGGUUUCUUCAUGGACAACCGUCUGUACGGCAAGGCCAAGGCGAUCGCCGAACCGUUCUCGUACGACGACUUCAAAAAGAAGAAAAUCAAGGAAAAGCUCGAAGAGGAGCGACAAAGCAGAAUCACGAUCAAGAAGAAAGCUCCGAAGGUCAAUGCAGUGCUCGCCGCACGCUUGGGGGCAGAGGCCGAGGCGGGCGACGGGGCAGAGGAGUUGGUCGACGAGGAUGGCGACGAGGUCGCCGGCGAGGCUCCGGGUGGAAACUUGCUCGAAGACGAUCGUUUCGCGGCCAUGUUCAAGGAUUCGGCGUACGAAAUCAAUGAGGACGAUGAGACUUUCAAGAUGCUUCACCCGAACGCGCCGAAGAUGUCGAAGAAUGCGCGCAAGGAGAUGCUUGAAGACCACUUCGAACUGGUCGACGACGAUGACGACGACGACAUCGAAGAGGAUAAAGAACCAAAAAUGUACGCCGCAAAGGAUGAAUUCCACGCCAACGCGUUCAAGGACGGUCGCGUCACGAAGGCUGACUUACCGUUGAAGGAACGCGCCAAGAUGGAGAAGGCGAGGGAGACGACGAAGAGAGCGCGCGUGACUGGAAAUCGCGAGGCCUUCUUCGACGCAAGCGCACCCAAGAGUCAAUCCAUGAAACGCCUGGGUAAGGCACGCAGCGCCGACGAGUACGGUGAAGACGAAGGUCUCGCCGCGGAGGGCGCAUGGAAGGAGCAACUCUCCGGACACUCGCGAGGCUCUCGCAGAGGCAUGGACGGCGUGCUUGGUAAGAUGGACAAGAUGAACAAGGGAGGGCCGCCCAGGCGCGGUGGCAAAGGGAAGAAAUGA
Molecule: messenger RNA, 2046 nt
Organism: Ostreococcus tauri
Lineage: Eukaryota; Viridiplantae; Chlorophyta; Mamiellophyceae; Mamiellales; Bathycoccaceae
Product: WD40 repeat
Exons: 1
Coding region: 1-2046 (681 amino acids)
Biological process (GO): maturation of SSU-rRNA from tricistronic rRNA transcript (SSU-rRNA, 5.8S rRNA, LSU-rRNA)
Cellular component (GO): small-subunit processome; 90S preribosome; nucleolus
Molecular function (GO): protein binding
Source: RefSeq, a predicted model, not a curated record